AUGACCGAAGCAGCGCUCACAUCGUCGACAAACGACAAAUCUAUAACAGAUUUUGAGUCUACAACUGGUCUUCAAACUCCAGACAAGUCAGAUCAACAAACAAGCGAGAGUGACCAACACACGCCUCGUUCAAUGAUAAAUACGCGUUCGCCUUACACAAACAAUUCAAAUGGAACACGAUCGCCAAAUACAUCUAAAGGGAGUGGAGCGAAUGGCGAGGAGUGGGGUGAUGAAGAUGGUGAUUUUGAAUUAGAAGAUGAUAUUUCUCCUACAUCACAAGCGAGUCGAGAUACUACCAUCAAUACAAAUCUGGAAGUAAAUAAUAAUCUAAGUUCGACUCCAUCGUUUCCGACGCCUCCAGAAACAACUAAUGUUGAAGUUGUUGCACAAAGUGAAACGCCACCAAUACAGGAUGAUGAUACUGCUGGUGUUAAUCAAUUUAAUUCUGUUCAAGUCAACCUCACUACAAAUGAGAGCAAUAUCAGUCAACAGCAGUCAAGUUCACAUCAUGAAGAAUUAAUAACAAAGUUUGGGCGAAAGGUGUCAAAACCAAUUCACUAUUCACCUAAUGCACCAAAACCUAGUCGAGGUUCUAAAGCAACAAAUAAAACAACAAGCAAAUCUACAAAAAAAUCCUCGACUAAAUCAUCGGGAUCAUCGAAACGUCAACGGAGAGAGCCAAGCCCAGUGGUGGCCGAAGAUGUACUGUGUUCCAUAUGCCAAGAAGGCCAAUCGCCUAAGCAUAAUCGUAUAGUUUUGUGUGAUUCAUGUGAUACACCUUUUCAUCAACAAUGUCAUGUACCAAAUAUUGAUGAUUAUGUCACGGAAGUUAGGGAUGCAUCAUGGUAUUGUUUGAAAUGUGAGAAUGAAAGACAAGCAAAUAAAAAGCGAAAAAUUGAAUCGUCAGAAAAUCAACCGUCUACAGGUGAAACUGGGAAAAACUUUACCGAAGAACAGAAAAAACAAUAUUUACAAACACUGUCAUCCGAUACUUUAGUCAAACUUUUAUUAUUCGCGGAAACUUUACAUCCUGAUUUACCUAUUUAUCCGCAUAAUUUCAAAGAUAUAGUUGAUCAACUUUCUCAUCCUGUUCCAGAAGUUGUCAUUGAUUCUACUGAUCAAGCGCGAGCCAUUGAAGCUCAAUCAAAUGUAAAUUUAUCUUCAUCUUUUGGAUCAGUCCCUGCACGUAGUUCAAUAUCACCGACUCCCACACCAAGCGCAUCGACUGUACAGUCAAAUCUUCUUUCACAAUUCUCUCCGGUGCAUGAAAAAUCUUUUUCAAUCCCACGACAUCAUUCUUAUUUGUCCACAACCUCUCAAGAGCAACCUUCAGCAAUGCACGCUCAUCUUCCACCAUCCACCACUCUAAUUCAAGCUCCACAAUCUUCAACCUUCGCUUUUAGUCUUACAACCUUAUCCACUUCGCCAAACACUAUAAGGGCACCACAAUCACUUUUACCUAGUCCUACUACCGCUAAUUUGCCCUCUUACGAGGAAAUGAUUGUUGAAGCAAUAACUGCUAUUGCUGAUCCAAAUGGUGUCCCACCAAAGGCUAUAUUUGACCGAAUGGAGAGUACUUAUCCGUUACACUCUAAAUUCCGCUCUUCAGCAUCUCAGGCGUUACACAAGGCUGUUAAAAAAGGUCGCGUUCUUAAGGUGGGCCUUACUCUCUACAAGUUGAAUUCAGACUAUACCGCUCCAGCAAAGAAUGCACGUCGACUGCAUCGAAAAACUUCAGUGGCGUCGUCUAUAUCUGAUAAUCAUUCGGUUACAUCGGCUAUUUUGCCAAAUUAUAAUGGGUAUGAGCAUAAUAAUGACAAUGAAGUAAUGAGCUCUCCGAAUGCAGCAACAACCACAGAUGAUCCACCAUCUAAUAUGGAUAUUGAGUUAAAUUCGAAUUCAGCAGGUGUUGAUGCUUCGGAGGUACACCAAGAACGAAGCAUAUCGGCUUUUGCCGCAUAUAAUGGGAGCCUUUCUCGGCAACAAACCUUGACGCAACACCCGCCGACUUUGCCACCAUUGAGCUCUGUGGCUGGGACGGCAUAUAUGCCAUUUUCCCCUGGCAAUGGUUACAAUGGUGGUCACGUUGGGGCGUUGCAUUGA
Molecule: messenger RNA, 2103 nt
Organism: Ambispora leptoticha
Lineage: Eukaryota; Fungi; Glomeromycota; Glomeromycetes; Archaeosporales; Ambisporaceae
Source: the annotation of a GenBank genome assembly